This is a messenger RNA of Glycine soja, 1133 nucleotides long. RefSeq names its product anamorsin homolog. Gene Ontology annotation, cellular component: cytoplasm. The coding region runs from base 149 to 931 and encodes 260 amino acids. Gene Ontology annotation, molecular function: iron-sulfur cluster binding. Lineage: Eukaryota; Viridiplantae; Streptophyta; Magnoliopsida; Fabales; Fabaceae. The transcript has 8 exons. The record is from RefSeq and is a predicted model, not a curated record. Gene Ontology annotation, biological process: iron-sulfur cluster assembly.
UGGCUGAAUGAGAGAGAAGCUGGUUGGUUGCUAUUUAUACUUAAGAGAAAGAGCGCACGCACCAUCUCUCUCUGUUUCUUCAAUUUCUGCAGUCGGCAACUCUUCCCUUUCUCUUGAAGCUUCUAUUCUGUGCUGUUGCUGAAUCAGAAUGGAUGGUGCUGUGUUGGCAUGUACAGAUGGAGCAGUUCUUCCCGUCAGUCAAGUGUUUGAUGCAAUUAGAGAGCUUGGGAAUGGAGGGCUUGAGCAAUGGGAUCCUCUUGUUCUUACUUCUGCCUCACUCUUAAGCAAGUUGCCUGUGGAUUCUUCCUCUGUUGAUUUUGUGAUUUUAAUCUGGCUGUCAAUCGAUUGUCCUGUGGAUCAACUGAUUCAAGAAAUUCUUAGAGUGUUAAAAGUAGAUGGUACAAUUCUUAUUCGCAAGUCAUCUCAGUCUGCUGUGGGUUCAUUUGAUAAGAUAAUAUCUUCUCUUGAGAACAAGUUAUUGUUGGCAGGGUUUACAGAACCACAAGUUUUACAAUCAGCUGGGAUCAAAGCUAAAAAGCCUUCAUGGAAAAUUGGUUCGUCUUUUGCGCUAAAGAAGGUGAUUAGGAGUUCACCUAAAAUGCAAAUUGAUUUUGAUUCAGAUCUGAUUGAUGAAGAUAGUCUUUUGACUGAAGAAGAUUUAAAGAAACCCCAGCUUCCACCUGGUGAUUGUGAAAUUGGGAGCACAAGAAAAGCCUGCAAAAAUUGCACCUGUGGGAGGGCUGAAGAGGAGGAAAAAGUAUUGAAGUUAGGAUUGACAACAGAACAGAUUGAUAAUCCUCAAUCAGCUUGUGGCAAUUGUGGGCUAGGGGAUGCUUUCAGGUGCAGUACCUGCCCUUACAAGGGACUGCCUGCCUUCAAAUUGGGCGAGAAGGUUGCACUGUCCGGUAACUUUCUUGCUGCAGACAUAUAAAUGGAUAAAGUUGCGGUAACGAUUUGUUAUGGGAAUGGUAUUAUAUAAUUUUUUAUUUAGUAUGGAAUUGUCAUCAAUUAUGUUAAUGCUAGCAGAACAAUUCAUCAGAGUUGUUUUGAUACAAUUUUACGUAUGACAACACGAGGGAUUCGAGUUUUCCGGAUAUUAUAGAGCUGCAAUGUCAUUGUCUCUUCCUCUCUUC